GAUAUCAUUUGAGACCAAAUGGAUUCGCCAGGUGCUAUUUCCACCAUUAGUGUAAAUAAUAUACCGGCUUCUUCAGUUCCAUAGGAUUCUCUCAAAAUCGAUGAACAUCCAAUUCUGAGAGCACUAAUUCAUAAUGAACCAAUUUCCAGGGCAGAUAGCCUUUGACGAGUAUGGAAGACCGUUCAUUAUUUUGCGUGAUCAAGAAAAGCAAUCACGGUUAACGGGAAAAGAUGCCCACAAGGUUAGUUCUGGAAUGUUCUAAGAAUUUCGGAUAAAGCUACUAAAGGCAGUCCUAACCUCUAAUAUUCAUUUCGCUUCAAAGAUCUAAAAAUCAAAGGCCAUUAAUAUUUCCCUUUUUAUUUAUUUAUGAAUAUAGACAAUAGUCCCAAUGGUCAGUAACGGCGCUUAUUGCUCAUUAACUGAGUGCCUCCAACAUUUCAUUGGGGGGGGGGGGGGGGAUGCCGUACUGUGCUGAACGACAUCUGACAGGGCUCGGCCAAAACUUAGUUACACUCAUAGUUAUAAAUUGGGCACAAUUAACAUUAGAGCCCAGCCUAUGAGACAUAAUUUAUGAAAGGGCCAAAGGGUAGAAAUUUUACCAAAAUUUUUUUUGGAAGGUUUCAAAGAGUUCAAAGACAUUCCUGGUAAUGAGAUAGCCCAGUGGUCUGCAAACUCAUUAGCUAUUACUGUUAGUCAAAGGGCCAAAUAGCAGCAGGACGAUUGAAAAUUUUUGGAGAACAAUUUUUCAAUAACCAUAUUUUUUUUAUUUAAAACCGAUUUUGUUAUUCAACUGGCCGAGACGCACUCAGGUUGCCUUAGAGCCGCAUGUGGAGAUGAACCCUUACUUAAGUCGCAGGAUCAGAAAGUGAAAGGCCCUAAUUAAAGUUGAAAUAAGUGGCACAAUAAAGACUAAAACUAAAAGUUCAUAUGUCAAUUAUGUCAAUUAGGUAGUAAAUGUUGGUUUGGUGCGCCACUCAUUUCUCAUGAGCUAAGAUGGCAGCCAUGUUUUAAAAAAAAGUAGUGCAAACACACAUCUGCGGUCUUUCCUUCCCUCAACUAAAACGUGUGCUCUCGUUACACACAUCACACUGUGGUACGAAAAGCAGUGUCAUACAAUACACUUUUUAAAACUCUUUUCCACCAAAAUAAAACCCAGAAGUGUCUGAAAUCAAUACAAUUAAAAUACCCAAUUUCAAAAUGCCCAAAAAUAUAAAUAUUAAUUAUUAUAAUUAACCACCCAAUGAAAUUAUAAUUAAAAAUAUUUUAUCAGGCUGUGGGCUUGCCAGGAAAAAUUCUGAAAACCUAUAACUAUGACACAAUGCUGAACGCAUUUUUUAUGAUGCAUGUUUUGGUUAGGUACUUAGACUUGACUUGAAAAUUAGGACACCAUUGUAAAAUACUUUUUCCAACUUGAGUAUUGCAAUCUAUUUUAAGUUCAGCUUGGAGGCUGGUGCCACUGGGCAACCUAUAUUACUUUCAUUGGAAAUAUUGUUGUCGCUCCCAAUGUGGCUUCUGGGUUGUUGGAUUUGUUGGUGUUUCAGGUCGAUGUUUGUUGGAAAUCGUGGCCUGGACCAACACUUGUGAACGCAUUUUAACUGAUCAUGUACCUUACGGAAGAGUCAUUUUUACUGAUGCAUGGGCUUGCUAUGCUAAUGUCAACCAAAUCAAUAACACAUUUUAUAGCGUGCAUAAGAUUUCGUACAUCUUGUUCACCUAAAAAUCCACAUUCAAACAAUUGAGGGACUUACAGUGCAUGCCAAAAGGAAUUUCUGUUAUCAAAGUGGAACGAGCCAUGACCUGUUUCCAAGCUACUUGUAUGCCUUCAAGUGGAGCUUUAGCCACAAAGAACACAUUUUUGGGCAGUACCAUACUUAAAGUUGCUGCGGACAUUAUCCAUAUUUGACCAUGUAGUUGGUAAAACAUUAAAUUGCUUGUUGAAAAAUCUCACAUUUGACCAUGUUCUUGUUAAAUUUUCAAAGUAACCCUCAUUCGAUGUGUUUCACUUGUGUUUUGAAUUUGGAACCCGCGUUUGGAGGAUUACGCGGCCUAAAUAUCAUUUAAGUCCUAUGUAGUAUGACCAAUUACUUUUAUUAGUUUAUAAUCUUAAUUUUCUGUCUUCUUACUUCAGUCUCAUAUUCUUGCUGCCAAGUCAGUUGCCAAUAUCAUCAAGACAUCUUUGGGCCCUAAAGGGUUGGAUAAGAUGAUGGUUGGACCUGAUGGAGAUGUUACAGUAACAAAUGAUGGAGCAACCAUUCUAGACUUAAUGGAUGUUGAUCAUCAGAUUGCCAAAUUAAUGGUCCAGCUGUCAAAGUCCCAGGAUGAUGAGAUAGGGGAUGGUACAACUGGGGUUGUUGGUAAUAUUUUAUUUCACAGUAAUUUGCACAUUUUCAAAUCUUUUCAUGACAUGAAAAGAAAUGAUUUUUAAAAAAUUUGCGCGGAACAAUUAAUGCCUCAUUUAAUGAUAUUGUUAAUUUUUAAAAAUAAUCAUGGAGAAAUAAGAUUUUAAAAAACUGCAAAUUAAAUUAUUUUAAAUAAUUUUCAUUGAAGUUAACUGAGAUGAGCUCUUUCCAAUAACAUAUUUAUAUACUAUUCAGUUUUGGCUGGAGCAUUGUUAGAACAAGCUGACAAGCUGUUGGAUAAAGGCAUUCAUCCUAUUCGUAUUUCUGAUGGUUAUGAAAUGGCUGCAAAAAUAGCAACAGACAAGCUUGACCAAAUCAGUGAGACAUUUAAAAUUGAUCUUUCUGACAAAGAGCCAUUGAUUCGUCUGGCUAUGACAACACUAGGCUCUAAAAUGUAAUUAUAAUUUUUGCCUUUUUUUUUACAAUUUAGGGAUGUGAUUAUUAAGUGUUUUGCCAAAUGUUGCAUUUAGGUUAUACAAAUGUCAUGUUUUAUAUCUGUAAUAUUUUUGAUGCAAGGAAACAGCAGACAAAAUUAUAUGAUUUUUGUCUUCCUGAGGGCUUGCUACAGUAAAAAUGUAGGCACUAGAGCAUGGCUUGGAUUCUUUCAAGCUGUGUGUAGAAUGCUUUGGACAUAAUUCAUUUUGAAUUAAAUGUUUUUCAGAUUUUGUAAAUUACAAGAGCUAAUAAGGAGCGAAUUAGAUGUAACCACUCAGAUUAAAUUCCUGGCAUUUCACCAGUGUUACUGGAUAUAUUUUAAUAGCUUUUCUUGUUGGGGAAUAAUUGCACAUUCAUCAUUCUCAAGGCUAGGGUUGCGAAAUGGUGGGUGCUUUCAGCUUAGUAAAAAACAAAUAGGUGGCAAAAUCACCAGAAAUCUUUGUCCUUCAAACUAGCUACUUUAUCUCUAUAUUUCAAUAGCACUUGCAGACCUUUCCAGCAUAAUGUUAUAGUCAGUACACAGUUUUUUCGAGACAUUAUACAUUUAACUUGCACGAAACACCUAUUUUGUACUUGCUGUGCUCCACUGACACAAUUUAUUUGUGGAAGUAUUGACUCGUAGUUAUUUGUAAAAUCUUUGUGUUUCAUUGCAUGAUGCCAACCUUUAAGUACGAGUUAGUCUUUUGUGAACAUUAUUACAUUUAGACUAGCAAGGAGUGGACACUGUUGGGGGCUGGAUGUGGUGCAUGCCUGUACUGUGAAUAGUGCUUAUGUUUAAAUAAUUAGUAUUAAUAAUUAUUUAUGGAUAAUGCAAUAGUCUUGUAAGUUAAAUAAUUUGCAUGAGGAAUUUCUGAAUGCCAAUAUGGCCUGUCGGAUCAGAAAGCAUGCUACAUUAAAUUUAGUAGGUAACAACCUCAGUUUCUGAGAACGUUUCUCAUAGACUCUGAAGAUUAUCCAUACAAGAUUCAUAUUGCGCCAACUUUGAUAUUAUGGUAUUACCUCAUAAUGGAAGCAUUAUACGCUUGCAAUUUUGUUGUUCACUUGUUUCUUUAUUUUUGCUUAGUCAACAGAUGCCUCUGUCAGAUAUUAAUUGAUGCGAUUCUUUCCAUCGCUAAUAUUAUUUUUUUUAUUAUAGAUGAUGCAAUACUUUAAUAAAAUUACUAGCAUGAGGAAUUUCUGAAGGCCAAUAUGGCCAGUCGGAUCAGACACCAUGCUACAUUAAAUUUAGUAGGUAACAACCUCAGUUUCUGAGACCUUUUCUCAUGGACUCUGAAGCUUAUCCACACAAAUUUCAUAUCGAGCGACAUUUUGUAUCAACUCCAAAUAAAAGUAUUUUAACUUGGAAUUAAAUGUUUCUUUAUUUUUGUUUAGAGUUAACAGGUGCCACCGUCAGAUGGCAGAAAUAGCAGUUGAUGCUAUUCUGUCAGUAGCUGACUUAGAGCGUAAAGAUGUUGACUUUGAGCUGAUCAAAGUAGAAGGCAAAGUUGGAGGCAAACUAGAAGACACCAUGCUGGUCAAAGGAGUUGUUGUUGAUAAGGACAUGAGCCACCCUCAAAUGCCCAAGGUAUUUCAUCACAUUGUAAUUUGGCAUGUUGAAUGGAAAAUUCUGAAAAAUGUUCAUUUUAGAAAUCUGCUUUUAAAUCAAUUAUUAAUUUUUUGGCUUCAUAGUAGGCUCCCCCAUAGCUGUGCCUUAAAAUGAAAUCUGUCAUUUGGUCUUUGCAUAGGGUGUUUUUUUUUUUGUAGAGAAAUCAUUCUGAAUUUACUGUUAAAUUCAUUUAUAAGAGGUUAAAAGGCUUGACAAAAACUUCUAACUAGGUUGACAAGUUGAAUGCAACCAAUUUUAAAAUGUGGGCUGUCCAGUUAAUAAACAUUUCAUAUUUAGGUAGUGAAAGAUGCUCGCAUUGCAAUCCUUACUUGCCCAUUCGAACCACCAAAGCCAAAGACCAAACACAAGUUGGAUGUCACAAGUGUUGAAGACUAUCAUAAACUCAGGGAAUAUGAAAAGGAGAAAUUUGAGUCCAUGGUCCAACAGGUAUGCAAAUAAUUAAUUUUUGUUUUAUAAUUGUCACAAAGCCAUUACUUUGAACUUUAAAGGUACCUAUCAGAACGGUUGCUUUCUGAGCCAUUGAACAAAUGUUGACUGGGGUUGUGGACUCUUUGUGACUGCAACAGAAAUGACUGCUGUCUAAACUCCUUUUCUUUUUACCUCUACAGGGCUGAUGUGUAGUAAUGGUGAUACAUUUUAAAAAAUUAUCAGGUUUCUAAAAUUCAUAUGCAUUACAGUCACGAAGUGUAGGAAAUAAGUACUGGCUUUUUAUACGAAAUAUAAGUUCCAAAAUCCUGCACAUUGAAAUAACAAUUUUUCAAAAAUCUUCACCUGAGUGACGCAACAUACAUUCAUGUUUUUUCAAGUCCCCUCCCAAUGAUCACUCAGUUGUCUGACAUGGCUGAUUUCAACAAGAGAAAAAAAUACCCCCACUAACUCAUAUAUUAGCACAAAAUGCUUGACAUGUUAUGGUUCUGGGUGGCCGAGUAGUCUUAAACUGAGUCAAUAUCAAGUUCAUGGUUUGGGGUUCAAUCACCACCAAAGCCCUUAGUGUAUCUAUUUAAUGCAAUCUUUAUAUUAUGUUUUUGAAGGUUAAAGACACUGGUGCAAAUUUAGUAAUUUGUCAGUGGGGCUUCGAUGAUGAAGCCAAUCAUCUACUACUGCAAAGGGGACUACCUGCUGUCAGAUGGGUUGGAGGACCAGAGAUUGAGGUAGGCAUCACUAUGUAUUAAUCAAGGUGUGCUUUUUGGUUUGGAUGAAAGAUAACCCAUGAUAUGGAUUCCUAUAUUUGUCAAUAUCUUAAAUUAUUUCACUAUUAUUUAAUAUAGUCAGCUAUGCUUUUUACCACAUUUGAAAUAAAUUUUCUCAGUAUCAUUAUCACAUUUAAAGUUAUUAUGGGAAAGAAAUGCAGAAUUUUGAAAUUAUUAAUUUUGGUUAUUCAGAUAAUGAUUUUUGAUUAAGUUUUUCCAGUUUCCUCUAUGAUUGAAAUUACAGACGAAUUUGUUUAAAUUUCUGUUGGCAUGAAUUGAUGAAGGGUGCAGGAUGUUUUGUAUUAGGAUAUCUUAAAUCCAUUUAUAAAUGAAAAUAUAAUUUUUAAAUUAAACUUCUAAAUAUAUUUUUGUCUUGGAUCUGAAAUGAAAUUGCAUUAAAAAAGUAUUAUGUUAAUAAUUAUUUGUUCUUUUUUUUUUUUGCCCAUAGACAUUUGAGCAUAAUGAAUUUCUAUGAUUGUUAUUUAGAUGAGACAACUUGCCAUAUUACAUACUGUGAAAAUAGUCUGCUAAUGAAAAUUUCAUUCAUAGACUCUUACAAAAAUCAUCUCAAACAAGAAUUGGUAUUGAUAGAAUUGAAAAUUAGUAUUGACUUAAUUGUUAAGUAGACAAAUUGAUAUGAUAAUAUAUUUCUUUUGCAGCUUAUUGCCAUAGCAACAGGAGGGAGAAUUGUUCCUAGAUUUGAGGAGCUAACUGCUGAGAAACUUGGUAAGGCUGGCAUUGUGAGAGAAAUGACAUUUGGCACCACUAAAGAUCGUAUGUUGGUUAUUGAAGAAUGCCACAACUCACGAGCUGUCACAAUCUUUAUUCGUGGUGGUAAUAAAAUGGUAUGUUAUGUGACAUCUUUAUAGGGUUUGAUAAUUUCCCCUUAAUAGUUAGCUAAUAUAAAGUAAUCUAAGUCAGGUGUACAGAUACUUGGAUUUUUGUUUUAUUCCAUAAUUGUGAAAUGUAACACUUUAUUAAUUUUCUGUCUUAAGACCGUAACAUAUCAAAAUAUAUUAUUACAUGCAAAAUAAAGAAAAACUAAAUAUUUUUUUGGCAAGAACUAAAUGAAAACAAUCUUUUUCUUUUUUUUUUUUUAAACAUUCAUAUUUAUAAUACAUUCAAUUUUAACUGAUUGCUGCAAAUCACAUUAAAAUUGUGUUUGGUCUUUAAAAUGGGAAAAGUCAAAUAUUGCUCAAUUUGAUUAUCAGUGACAAUGUAAGAAAGUAAUGUUAUACUUUGUGCUUAUUGUAAGGAAGAUAGAUAAGGAAGGCUAUGUAAAGAUGCCUCUUUUUUUUAUAUAUAAAGAAGUCUUUGAAUUUAGUCUAUUGUUGAAACAUUAAAGGACAUUUACUGUGGGAGAAUGUGUGCUCAGUUAGAAAACAUUGUAUUUAAAAUUUCUGGCAUGAGGAAUUUCUUUUGGUCUUUUACAUGGACCAUUGGAUCAGAAAACAUGCAAUAAUAAAGUAGAUGACAACCUCAGCUUUGAGACAUAUUCUUUUAAGCUCUGAAGAUCAUCCCUACAUUUGUCAAAGUGACUUAUCAAUUGUAUACUUAGUUAUGAAAAAUAACUUAUCAUCUUUAUACCGGGUAUGUUUUUUCAGAUUGUUGAAGAAGCCAAACGUAGCAUCCAUGAUGCCCUGUGUGUUAUUCGUAACAUUGUUAGGGACAAUAGAAUUGUUUAUGGUGGAGGUGCUCCUGAAAUAGCUGCUUCUCUGGCUGUUCAAGAGGCUGCUGACAAGGUGGGCUUUUCAUAUUAUUUUUUGUAGUCCAGUUACUAGCCAGCUGUAAUGAGUACAACGAAACCUUCAUACUCGUUACAGUUACAGCUGGCCGACACAUUUGUUAACCAACGAACUGUCAAAUGCAAACAUGCUGUGGUGUCAACUCUUUUUUUUAAUAACUUGAAAUGUAUCACUAAAAUACCUAAAGCUAAUAAAAAAUGAACUCGGGGACCCAUUUAAGUAUAGAUAUUCUGGGAGUUAACUGGACAAGGAAUCAUAUGGUAUGAAUUUUAGAAUUCUGUGAACCAUGUGAAAUGAUUAGAAUGUGCUACUGUCUUAUCUUUCUUUAAGACACACACACUGGCUGCUUAAUCCUUUUUAAGAUAAGUUUUUCAGACAUAAAAACUUUAUUCUUUCAGUUUAGAAAGUAUAAAGUUAUUUGGGUUUAUAGAAAUAAACACAUUCAUUGGUGAAAAGCAUAUUUCUAAAUCUAAUGCCUAUAACAUUACUACCUUAUUUUCCACUACUAGAACUUGAGCUGUUCUAGCUCCCUUAUGUAAUUAUCACUACCAUGAGUAAUGCCAACAAGGCUGUCUUCAAAAUCUCUCACAAAGAAGUAUUUUGAAUAAAUUAUGCUUUUGUUUUUCAGGGCCACCAUGAGUCCUACAAGUUAGUUUUGAACCAAAAAAAAACUUAGUAAAAAUAUUUAAAUUUUAGUUAUAUAGUUCCUUUAAGUAGACCUAAUUUUUUUUUAGGUUCCCUCUUGAAAAAAUGUAAAAACUGCUGAUUGGCAUUUAUAUUAUUAAUUUUAGUAGAGACUGAUUAUAUCAGUUGUAACACCACAGAAGCAUCAAUCCUAUCAUUGGCCAUUAUGACUGUUCAUAGGGAAGAACUAAUAGCUAAGGAAAGAAAAAUAAUAUGAUUUUCAGAUAAACAAUUUUAAAUGUAAAAUCAUUUAUUUUAUACGAAUGCCCCCAGACAUGGAAAGAAGAAAAAAAAGACUUGAGGACACAAUUACAAAAACAGUCCUUAUAUUUGCAUUCAAGCUAAUUGUUCAUAGAAAUAUUGCAGAUUCUUGCCAACAUGGCAUUACUGUCAGAAAUCCGGGAUUUGUUUCAGUGAAAUAUAAAAACUAUUUGACGCCUGCUGGAAUGAAGUUUACAUUUAGAUAACUCUUGUAUGGGUGUCCAUCUCCUUUUCUUUACAAUAACUUUAUUUUUAUUUUUUGAGACCAAGUUAUAUAUUAUGCCUUAUUUUGUUAACCCCCAAAACUCAAUUCCAGAUCUCGACACUGGAGCAGUAUGCCGUGAGAGCCUUUGCUGAGGCUUUGGAAAGCAUACCAUUAGCAUUGGCAGAAAACAGUGGUUUGUCCCCAUUCCAAACUUUAGCUGAAGUCAAGUCUAGGCAAGUUAAAGAAAACAAUUCAUUUUUAGGAAUUGACUGCCUGAACAAGGGCACCAAUGGUAGGUUUAUUGUUAAUUUUAUGUUCUUUUUAUUCCAGAAAAGUUAUCUUGGAUACCUUAGUUAAUGUUUCUAGAUUUUUAAAAACUUUUUGUGAUCUGAUACUGAAAUAUAACACUGUAGAACACAGGCUCCAAGCCUGUUUGGGUUUUUAGGCCAUUUUAUAGAGUAUCUUAUGGGGUAACAAUGGAGAAUAUUUUUCAGUAUACUACAAUGUGGUUUUAACUUUGACAUAAAAGGCAUUGAUUAAAAAUGGCAAUUCAAGCUUUUAAGACAUCUAUUUAAUUUUAAAGCAAUAUUUUUAGUUACUGGAGGAAUGCUGUAUCCUACCUGUAGGUGACAACUGUUUGGUGGUUAUUAAUUAUAAUUAAUGAUCUUUUCAGACAUGAAAGAGCAACAUGUAAUUGAGACACUCACUGCCAAGAAACAACAGAUUCUGCUUGCUGCUCAGCUUGUCCGCAUGAUUCUCAAAAUAGAUGAUAUUCGUGCUCCAAGUGAUCAGUUUAUGUAAAAAUGCACUUGAUUAAAUUAUGAUUGUAUGUGGCUAUUUACAAGUGAAUGCGAGAGAUUUAUCUGUUGUCUAAGCAGAGACUUUUUUUCAGUGCAUUGUGAAGUUACCCACAGCUUGUGUUAAAAUCUCAUUUCUUCAUGAACAUUUGACAUACUUUUUUUUAGAUUGUGUGAUACUUAUUUACUUUUUGUAUUAAAACAUUUGGUAACACUAAUGCUGAAUCUGUGGUUAAUUGUUGGUGUCCAAAAUGUUAUUUGUUAAUUUAAGAAAUUUAAAUUUAGUUACAGUACAGUACAAAAAUUGACAAAUCAUAAUUUAGUAUGAAUGGAUGCUUCACUGUCAGAUUUUAACAGUUCCUUUGCAAUAAAUUUAAUAAGCUCUCAUUGAUUCUUAUAAUUUUUAGUCAUUGAACCACACAUUCAUCAAAAAAGAAAGGCUACCCCUACUUAAUUUUAGCAGUGGUUCUCAACCUUCCUAAUACUGUGACUCCCAACCAAUAAAUAUUCUUGAUGAUACUUCAUUGUGUUCUGUUGAUCUUAGGCGGCCCAUGAGUAGGGGUUGCGAACCACAGGUCGAUGUUUUAGAUUUAGAGUUGAUACUAUACAGAAUCCACUUUUUAAAGAAAAACAGUACAUGUAACCAAUGUUCCCUCUAAGGUUUGUUGG
This is a messenger RNA of Lymnaea stagnalis (great pond snail), 9991 nucleotides long. The record is from the annotation of a GenBank genome assembly. Lineage: Eukaryota; Metazoa; Mollusca; Gastropoda; Lymnaeidae.